AUGCAGCACUCCCUCGUCUUUUUGGCAAGUGUUGGCGUCUCCUUAGCCACCCCACCCUCGUACAACGUCCCUCACGUUACCAUUCAGAAUGGAACGUUGAUCGGCAAGACGAACAAUAGCGUUGACAGCUUCAUCGGCAUCCCCUAUGUCAAGCCGCCGAUAAAUGACCUGCGUUUCCGUGCACCGCAGUCAAUCGAGGAGUCUUUUGGCGUGUUGGAGCUUCCCGAGGUCGCGCCGGCCUGCAUCCAGAUGCACCUCAGCGAUGUCGACACGACUGGGAUCCCUGCCGAGGCUGUUCCUGCCGUGCAGCGCCUUUCACAGACCCCAGAGACUCCGCAAUCUGAAGACUGUCUGACUGUCACUGUUCAACGACCGGCGGGUGUGUCCCCAGGUCAGAGACUGCCAGUGCUUGCAUGGAUUCACGGAGGCGGUUGGGAGAUUGGAGCAUCGCAGUGGUACGACGGCACAGCCAUUGUUAGAAAAAGCAUGAACAUGAGUGAGCCAGUAGUGUUCGUCUCCAUGAACUAUAGACUAGGUGCCUUUGGCUUCCUGCAUGGCAAGGAGCUUUCAGAGAAUGGCAGUACAAACCUCGGCCUUCGUGACCAGCGCAAGGCCCUGGAGUGGAUUGCAGAAAACAUCGGGGCAUUCGGCGGUGACUCUGACAGAGUGACUAUCUGGGGUGAGAGCGCUGGCGCUGCCUCCGUAUUUGACCACCUCACCAUCAACAAUGGUGACCACACGUACCGAGGUAAGCCGCUCUUCCGGGGCGGCAUCAUGAACUCAUGCACGCUCAUUCGGACACUAUCAGCCACUUCUGCGAAGGCACAGGGUGUCUUCGACGGGCUUGUCACCGCCGCGGGAUGUGCCAACAGCACAGAGACUCUGGCAUGCCUGCGCCGGGCCUCAACCGAGACCCUGCGGGUGGCUGCGCAGUCGUUUGGGGAUUUUUACACAGUUAAGGGAAACAACUUGCCCUUCAUACGCCGACCUGAUGAGUCCGACUGCUUCUUCUCGCAGUUUGGCGACGAGGCUCUGGAGAGCGGGCGGUACGCUCGAGUGCCUGUUAUCGCGGGUAGCCUGGAGGACGAGGCGACUAUAUUUGCCCUCUCUCAGCGUGAAGUUGUCAACUCGACCGAGACACUAGUCGACUACAUGGCAAGCUGGUUCCCUGAGACAGACCGUCAGGUGAUUGCCAAUCUAAUCGACACCUACCCCGACGACCCGGCGGCUGGCAUCCCCUCCGGGACGGGCAAUCUGUACGAGCUCUAUCCCCAGUUCAAGAGAAACGCCGCAGUGCAGACAGACGUCACCUUUGCCGCGGCCCGCCGAGCUCUCCUGUCUCAGAUGCAGGGCGAGGUCCCCAUCUGGGCCUGGCUCGGCACCUUCCAGCACGCCCUGCCGCAGCUCGGGACGUACCACACCUCCGACCUUGGCACACACUUCCGAGGGCUGAACCCCGUCGCCGGCAACGCCAUUAAUGCCGCCUACAUACACUUUGUCCACCAUCUUGACCCCAAUGGCAGGACCAGAGCCCCCUGGUGGCCUCAGUGGGACGAGGAGGGGUUGGUGCUGGCCAACUUUAGCGCUUCGGAGACGGGUUUGACCAGGGACGACUUUCGUAGAGAGAGCUUUGAUUUCAUAAACGCGCACUCCUCGGAGAUUCGCCAAUGA
This is a messenger RNA of Clonostachys byssicola, 1671 nucleotides long. The record is from the annotation of a GenBank genome assembly. Lineage: Eukaryota; Fungi; Ascomycota; Sordariomycetes; Hypocreales; Bionectriaceae.